Drosophila albomicans is the source of this 1649-nucleotide messenger RNA. Its product is annotated as putative inactive polypeptide N-acetylgalactosaminyltransferase 12. The coding region runs from base 1 to 1629 and encodes 542 amino acids. The record is from RefSeq and is a predicted model, not a curated record. The transcript has 3 exons. NCBI's taxonomy places the organism in Eukaryota, Metazoa, Arthropoda, Insecta, Diptera, Drosophilidae. Gene Ontology annotation, cellular component: Golgi apparatus.
AUGCAUGUGCCGCGCAUUGAUUUGAUAUCAAGAAACAAUCGACUAAAUUCCAAAUCUCAAUGCACUUGCAAAAUAUGGAAACUUGCUGUAUUUGCACUAUUAUUAUUCGCCUUGUACUCCGAGCUAAGUACUUGGGAUGGCAUCGUGGAUCCAGAGGAAAACUUUAAAUUGCGAACAGCUGCAGAUAUCAAAGCGUAUACGAAACUCUUCUUGGAAUAUGGCUAUAAUGCUUGGUUGGCUGAGCGGUUGCCACUGCGACUGUCUAUCGCUGUGAUUUUUCGCAACGAACAGCUGGAAACAUUGCUGCGAAUGUUUCACAGUUUGCGAGACAGAACAAACAUGACUUUGAUCUCUGAACUAAUUGUGAUUAACGAUUACAGCGAUAAUGGAUUUUGGCUAGAGAAAUCCUCCAGAGAUGCAUUCGAUGCGUAUUUGAAGCACUACAUAACCCAAAAUUUGCAAAUCUUUCACAUGGAAGAUCAGAUGGGAUUGGUGCGUGCUCGCAGAUUUGCUGUACGCAAUUCUAAUUUCGACAUUAUUAUAUUUGUGGAUGCGAAUGUCGAGUUUACCGACGGCUGGUUGGAGCCAAUGUUGACCGUGCUCAAUCACCACGAACCGACACUUGUGUCUCCUCAAAUAGAUCGAAUUGAUGAACAGACACUCGAGUAUGUGCGAGUUGAGGAGCAACGUGGCGUCUUUGACUGGACGCUGAGGCGACGCGAAGUGCCUCUGUUGCGGCAGCAACUGAAGGACAUGCCAAAUCCCUUCGAGACUCCUGUGCCAAACACUGUAGUCUUUGGUAUGGAUGCGGACUUGUUCAAUAGUCUAAUACAUUUCGAUGAGGAUCUCAAUUCACCAGCUGCUUUCGAAUUGCAGCUAAGCUUUUAUAUGUGGCAUCAAGAACUGCGCAUCGUCCAAGUGCCCUGCUCCCGAGUGGCACAUUUGCAGCCCAGCGAUCGGAGUUACUUGCAACGCAAUGGCAAUAUGCAGCAAUUGGCGGCGCAGCAAUUCAGUAGUUACAAGCGCCUGGUGGAAAUCUGGCUAUAUAACACCAAGUACAAGUCUUUUAUCUAUGAGAAUCACCCGCAAAUCAAAAAUGCUAUCCUUGGCAACAUCUCCGAUGUAGAGGAGGAGUACGAAUACCUCCCGGUGCUCAACUCUUUCGAUUGGUAUUUGGAGAAUGUUGCACCUGAUUUGUUGCAGCAUUUCCCUCUGAAAGCACCCUCAUAUUUUGCCAAUGGAACUUUGCGACCGACUCAACAGCGAACUCAAUGUCUUACUGGUGACUUGCAAACUAAUCGCAUUAGCUUAAUGCCUUGCGAUCACUCUAAGCGAGCAGCUCAGAACUGGACUCUCAGCUAUAUGAACGAUCUGCGACUUGGCGAUAAUCACUGUCUUGAGGUACAGUCCAAUCGCAAGCUGGCUUUGAGUCAAUGCACCACUCUGGCAGGUCCACAGAACUGGCACUUUGACUUGAACUACAAUAAUCUAAUUAGUAAUACGCUGUGCUUGGAGGCUCAUGCCAAGUUUUUCCUUAUGGUGCGAACUUGCAGCACUCGAAACGCACAACAAAAGUGGUAUUUUGAGCACAUGCAUAAAGACGCCAUUAAAGCAAAUAAUUUUUAUUAAAAAUGGAAGUUAAUUUUAAA